Carassius carassius (crucian carp) is the source of this 2498-nucleotide messenger RNA. RefSeq names its product thioredoxin interacting protein a (gene txnipa). Gene Ontology annotation, molecular function: ubiquitin protein ligase binding. The coding region runs from base 124 to 1326 and encodes 400 amino acids. Gene Ontology annotation, cellular component: cytoplasm. Gene Ontology annotation, biological process: protein transport. The transcript is spliced from 6 exons. NCBI's taxonomy places the organism in Eukaryota, Metazoa, Chordata, Actinopteri, Cypriniformes, Cyprinidae. The record is from RefSeq and is a predicted model, not a curated record.
AUAAAGCACUGGUUUGGCUUCAUUUCAUACCAGGUCAAGCUUUUUGAGUAUCAGGUUAAAUUAUUAACUUUUCGAAGCGUAUCUUCAUUUCGCUGCGUCUUUGGGAGUUUAUAAAACAACACAAUGGUGGCGAUGACAAAAAGAGUCAAGGUCUUCGAGAUCGUCUUCAGCGACCCAUCCAAGAUCUUUUACUGCAGUGGAGAUAAAGUGUCGGGGAAGAUCCUGGUGGAGGUGUUGGAGGUGACCAGGGUGACGGCUGUGAAGGUCCUGGGCGUCGGAUGCGCUAAAGUGGAGUACGCUAAAGGCAAACAGAGAUGCCGUGAAGAGAUAGACUAUCUGAAGUAUGAAGACCUUGUCCACCUGGAUGACCAUCCAGCAGACACAGAUGGCUCGGUCAUCCUCCGUCCUGGAAACAAGUACGAAUACUUCUUUGGGUUUGAGCUUCCUCAACAAGGACAACUGGUGUCUUCUUACAAGGGCAAGUUUGGGUUCGUGCAAUACUUCGUGAAGGCUGUGAUGGAAAGCCCCGCUCUGCCCGUCCUGGAGUGCAGGAAGCACUUUGAGGUUGAGGAGCCCUUAGAUGUCAACACCCCAGACUUGCUGUCGCCUACCGGAGGCAUGAAGGAGAAGAAGGUCACCUGCAUGUUCAUCCCAGACGGCCAGGUUUCUCUGAACGCCAAAAUCGACAGGCGUGGCUUCUGCGAAGGUGAAGAGAUCUGCAUCGAUGCCAAAUUUGAGAACACCUGCUCUCGCAUCGUGGUACCCAAAGCGGCCAUCAUCGCCAAGCACACCUACCAGGCCAACGGCCGCACCAAGAUCUUCAGGCAAAAACUCUCCUCAGUACGUGGCAACCACAUCAUCUCUGGCAUGUGUGACGCCUGGCAGGGCAAGAGCAUCCGUGUGCCCAAGAUCAAGCCCUCCAUAUUGGGUUGCAACAUCAUUCGGGUGGAAUAUGCGCUGAUGAUUUACAUGCACAUCCCAGGCAGUGAUAAGUUGGUUCUGGAGCUGCCUUUGGUCAUUGGGACGGUACCCUACAAUGGUUUUGGUAGCCGCACCAACAGCAUGAGCAGCCAGGAUGGUUCUGUCAGCAAUGCAUCGAAUAGUUGGGUGUCCCUGCGGAUGCCGUCGUCUGCUCCACCAAGCUACUGCGACAUUACACGUGUAUGCAGCCUGGACCAACCUCUAACACCUCUUUUGGAUGACUAUGAUGGCGGAGACAGUCCCAUCUUCAUGAAUGCACCCCAAUUCCAGUUCCCUCCACUCCCUGAGUAUUCUGAGGUGGAGGAGGAAUACAAUGGGAACGCCCGCAUGCUUCCUGUCUGCUGAAGCAAGCUGGCAGAGCACUAGAACUGAACUGUUGCCCGUUAUAAAAGGGUGACUUUUCCACUCUAAGCACUCCAGGGUUUCACCAUGCGGAUCGGAGCUGAUUUGAGAAGUGUCGUAUGGAUGUGUGGAAGUGAAGAUCGAGCGGAGGAUUUUGGGGCCGGGUGGCCCCUCUGCAGGAUGAGCUAGUCAAAGUUCAGAGGAAGAAGGAGUAACGUUUGAGCUCUCUUGUGCUUGCAUUGCUGACAGCCAUCUUAUAUCAUGCAUCAGUCAAGUUAAACGUGUUUCUGUCAUAUUAUUGAUGCUGUUUCAGGACCUUAAAAAGAGGGCGCUCGGGCUGUUUGGCGUGCUGUAAUUCAUUGUGUUUGAGCUUCUCUUUCUUGAGAUUACUGCUGAGGCGCAAACUGAUUGUGUCACAUUAUAGCCAUUUAAGCACACACAGACUUUUACAAAUGGUGGUCACAUACUUUCCAGUAAUCCCCAAUAUAAAAUUCAUUAGCAUUUGCUCAUCAUUUUCGUUAUCAUUCUGUAAUUUGUGUUUUGUUUUGUUUUCUGUGGGGAUGGAAGAUUUCAUUUAUACAAACAUUGUUGGCUAAUGUGCUGUCCAGAUAUAUAUUAUUCUAAGUUACUGAAAUCUAAAGAAGAAAUGUAGUAUAUUGAGUUUUUCAACAAGGGAAAAUCAUGCAGUUUCAGUGUAUAUAAUGUACCAGUGUUUUGUUUUUCAUUCGAAUGCACUUUUUAUGGAUGCAAGUUGCUGUAUAACUACGCGCAGGGAGAUUUCCUAUGUUUCCAUUUUGUUUUCUCUUGUCUUCCAAAAUUGUUAAUUGAGGGAUCAAGCAUUGCAUAUGCAACUUAAGACCCAGUACUGUGUUCAAAACCUUGUCCUGACAAAGGGCUCCACUGAUGUUGCUUCUUCCAUUGGGGACUUAAACAUUAAGCCAAAAAGAACUCAAUACUUCAAGUGCCAAAAUUGGGGUCUGUUUGGACCACGUUCGUUUGCGAGACCAAAGCUGCACUGUGUGUGGACAUAUCCUAAAGACGUUUUGAUGAACAUUUCACUUGUGAAGCUCUUCCUGAACAUUGUGUGUGUGUUGUUUUGUUUCUUAUAGAAUGUAAGAUGACUGUUACUGCAAAGUAUAAUUUUUGUAUCCAAAUUAAAGUGUUUUUUAUGAGAA